Metarhizium album ARSEF 1941 is the source of this 1599-nucleotide messenger RNA. RefSeq lists its product as uncharacterized. Gene Ontology annotation, molecular function: actin binding. NCBI's taxonomy places the organism in Eukaryota, Fungi, Ascomycota, Sordariomycetes, Hypocreales, Clavicipitaceae. The transcript is spliced from 4 exons. Gene Ontology annotation, biological process: actin cytoskeleton organization. The record is from RefSeq and is a predicted model, not a curated record. The coding region runs from base 1 to 1599 and encodes 532 amino acids.
AUGUCUGCCAAUCAAGGUUUGGUAUCUGUUUCCUCAAUGGAUGACUUACAGAAAUACAAGAAGGCUGGGCAAGACGACAUGAGGACGCGUCGACGCAGUGUGCACAGCAUCGAGACUCGGGAGUUUUCCAGCACGAGACCGACCUCCUGUGAUGGUGCCGAUGGUAAACAGGUUCGCCCCGUGCAGACCAGCUCGCACUCGCGCAACGGAAGUUCGGAGAGUGUUGCGUCAACCCGCAGCAGCCAUUCCAGACGCUCAUCUGCGACCAACCGUAACUUGUAUACUACCCCCGCAAGCAACCCCUCUUUGCCUGGCAGUGAUGAAACGGCAGCAAAGAAUGAGCAGCAGAAGAUGCUCAGUGUCCCUCCUCGAGGCUCCUCGUCUGACGUUGUCAAGCGCAGCCACAGCCCCUCACCUCUGUCCAAACCGGCAACAAUGGCAAAUGAGGCCGCUGAAGACUCGGCGUCAGCGCCUGGCGCCUCGAGCAACUCCGAGUCACCUGCCGCGAAGCAACUGUCUGCACUGAACCAGAAGGGAGGCAAAGCAAAAAGCAAAACUUCGAGACUACGAAGAGCGUUCUCAUUUGGUAGUGCUGCCGAAUUCCGAAAGGCUGCGGAAGAGGCAGAUAAGGCUGAACCAUCCAAGCUUCAUAAAGAAUGCACCGCAGAGGAAGCCUACGAUGCGGAGCAGGCACGUAUUGCCCGGGCACAAGAGGCUGGUGGCAUUGGAAACAGCAUUUAUGGCGGAAGAUUCUUUGGAUCUACGGAUAACCUUUCCAUCUCCUCUACUGCUUCGUCUGCGUCAAUUAUGAUUCGAAAGAUGGGUCGAGGUAUGAAGAAGAGCACCCGAUCGCUUGUUGGUCUCUUCAGACCAAAGUCAGUUGUAGGCGUUCCUGCUGCUGAACCACUUGCACCGGAGGCUAGCCAAGCAACCGUUUCAAUGAUCACAGCCGAGGCUGAAGCACAACUUGUGAACGUCACGGCAGACCCUCAUGCUGCAAACGGAGGUACUGGAUUUCCGCGCCUCGAGCGGAACUCGAUUGACGCUGCUCACGCGCAAGAGAUUGGCGAUGAACCACUGGGUAGCUCUGGAGGAGAGCAGCGUAAGAGCAUUGUUGGUGGGGAUAAGGAACGUGCCGAAGUGCUUGCUGCAGUGAGAAAGGGUAUUUUGAAGCGACCUGGAAGUCCUUCAGUGAGACCCACGGAUGGGUGUCCCUCCCCAGACCUAGUCCUCCCCAACAUCCCGACCAUCGCCGACUCCCCAAUUUCGAGUGCGCCUAGCACGCCCAAUGACGAGACUCUUGGUCAUAAGAGGAUCGGCUCGAUUGCCAUUGGCAGCGAAGAUUACUUCAUGUCCGCUUUGCGCCUUCGCCAAGACAGCCAGUCGGGGACACCGUCUGCCAAGCGAAAUGCGACGUUCUCGCCUCGCAUCAUCUUCUAUGACACGUGGCCCAGUCAGGAGUACGAUCGCCGUGGAGAAAUUGCCACUUGCAAUCGACUCACGCCUUUGCUUGCACAGCAGAUUAAGGAGGAACUCAACUCGUUCAAGAUGGAAAUGGAGGUGCAUGAGAACUCCAAGAUCUACACCCACUUCUUCUGA